This is a messenger RNA of Toxotes jaculatrix (banded archerfish), 7964 nucleotides long. It is a transcript of the gene frmpd1b, whose product is annotated as FERM and PDZ domain containing 1b. Gene Ontology annotation, molecular function: protein binding. Lineage: Eukaryota; Metazoa; Chordata; Actinopteri; Toxotidae. The transcript has 17 exons. The coding region runs from base 342 to 5453 and encodes 1703 amino acids. The record is from RefSeq and is a predicted model, not a curated record. Gene Ontology annotation, cellular component: cytoskeleton.
AGCAUCCAGCACAUAGCCAACCCCCCCGCACACACACUCCACAUCACCACCAUCAUCCGGCCCGGGAGGACGCCGCGGAUAUUUUUGAGAGACAAAUAUCCUUUCCGCUGAAAAUCCUCCGCAUCACUGAUCUUUUUUGGGGGACAGCCCUCCCAGACUCCCGGUCCGUCUGUCUCCUCCUCAAACCACGAGGUGGCCGCACCAGAUUGGGAUUGGCCCUGAUGAUCACAAGGACCCCCCUCCACCUCUUCAAUCCUGGAGGGGCUGCAGAGCUGAUGUCUCAGAGGGCGAGAGGGUAUUUGUGUUCUGGAGUCCUGAAGAGACAAGCCACAUCACGAUAAAUGGAGGAGAAGGAGAGAUGUAGGAGCAGGUCUCCGGCUCGGAGGGCCAGUCGGGUGCAGCAGGUGGUGGGAACAAUAAUACGACGCACCCGAGAGUCGCUUAGCAGAGAGCGGUUGCUAGGCGAUGGGAGGUCGCAGCGCUCCAACAGUCUGUCCAAUCAGAACUUCCAGGCCAAGCUGACGCUGCAGAUCACCAGGGACCCGGUCCUGGACAGCAGCACAGGACAUGGCUUCAGCCUCACCACAAACGCACCCCUGCUGGUCAGGGACGUCGCCACAGGGAGUCCUGCAGAUGGGAUACUGUUCCCAGGGGACCAGGUGCUGCAGAUUAAUGAUACAGUGCUGGAGGAUUUGAGCGCUGAGCAGGUGGAAAACAUCUUAAGGGACUUGGAGGAUUGUAUCACUAUGACCAUCCUUCGGCACAUGACAAAUCCCAAGUCAUCCAUCAUGUCAGCAGAGAAGAGAGCUCGUCUGAGGAGUAAUCCAGUUAAAGUGCGCUUUGCAGAGGAGGUGGUGGUCAACGGGCACACUCAGGGAAACUCUCUUCUCUUCCUGCCCAACGUCCUAAAAGUCUAUUUAGAGAAUGGACAGACCAAGGCCUUCAAGUUUGAUAACACCACCACUGUAAAGGACAUUGUUCUGACUCUGAAGGAUAAACUGUCCAUCCGGGCCAUCGAGUACUUUGCCCUGGUGCUGGAGCAACAGUACAGCAUCACUAAACUACUGCUGCUGCAUGAAGACGAACUUAUACAGAAGGUGGUACAGAAAAAAGACUCCCAUGAUUACCGAUGUUUGUUCAGGGUGUGUUUCAUCCCCAGAGACCCCAUGGACCUGCUGCAGGAUGACCCCUCUACCUUUGAGUACCUCUUUUUACAGAGUGUUGGGGAUGUGCUGCAGGAGCGUUUUGCCGUAGAGAUGAAGUGUAACACUGCACUUCGCCUGGCAGCGCUGCACAUGCACGAGAGACUAGAUAGUUGUGGACAGACCAGGGCGUCUAUCAAGAGUAUUACGAAGGAGUUUGGCCUGGACAGCUUCAUCUCUCCCACACUGCUGAGUAACAUGAGGGAGAAGGACCUGAGGAAAGCCAUCAGCUACCACCUCAAAAAGAUCCAGUCCCUGCUAGAGCCACGCCAGAAGGUAAUAUCUGCAACUCAGGCUCGGUUGGCCUACCUCACUCAGCUGGGAGAGCUCAUUUCAUAUGGUGGACGAUCAUACACGGCUACGAUGAUGCUUCAAGACAGGGAGGUGCUGGUCAGCCUGCUGGUUGGAGCCAAGUAUGGGAUGAGUCAGAUCAUCAACCACAAGCUCAAUGUGAUCUCUACGCUGGUGGAGUUCAGCAGCAUCAGCCGAGUGGAGUUGCUCUCAGAGUCGGACAAAGUCAGUCUGCUGCGCAUCUCACUGCACGAUAUGAAGCCAUUUGCCUUACUGAUGGACUCUCUGGCAGCCAAAGACUUAGGGUGUCUGCUGGGAGGCUACUGCAAACUCCUGGUGGAUCCCAGUGUCAAUGUCUUCCGUCUGGGGCGCCCAAAAGUGAGGGUGCACCGGAUUCCUGCUGAAGAAGGUGUGUGUGGGAGGUUCGCCGUAAUAGAGGGCGUGUGCUAUGAAUCCCUAUCAAGUUAUGUGUCCCGCUGCUGUAGUGACUCAGAUGACUCAACGGAUGAGGAUGACCCAAUGGAUUCUCAGAAUUACAAACGUCCAGACCCUGCAAGUCAGGACUGGGAGGAAAGGAGGCGAGAGGAGGAAGGGAAGAGGAGAGAAGAAGAAAGAAAAGAGAGAGAGGAGCACAAAGGCAAACAGGAAGUGAAGAUAAUAGUGACAACAGAAGGUAAGGAAAAUGAGGGUGAAGAGGAAGGAGGAGCAACAGGAAGUGGUCUGCGUAAAUUUAGUGUUAUGGAUGAGGAAAUGAACCUGGAGACCACCUGGUACCACACUGACCCACGGGUCACCAGCAGCUUCUCCAGCUUGUCCAGUGGCUCCUUGAGUGCUGCACUGGAAGAAAGCAGUGCAGCAGCUAAAGCCCCAUCCAGCUUGGAUGUUCACCACCCCUACCUCCUAGAGCCAAAACGCCACCAGGGCCCCCUGCGACCCACCAACCUCAAUUACCGUGGCAAUGAUAACACUUGCCUUUGCUUUGCUGAGCUCUCCAAGGCUGAUUUCCUCCCUAGCCCGCCUGAGGCCACAAGUGAUGAUGACGAUGAUGAGGAGGAGGAGGAAGAGCACGGAGUGGAGGAACUCAGGCGCAUUUCUAAGAUCCCCAGCUCAAGAGAUUUGAGAAUGAUUGACAGCACGCCCUUUCAAAGAUCCCCAAUUAAAAGAAAGAAAAAGAUACCCCCCAAAGUCCCACUGAGGACAAGUUCAAUUCCCGGGCAUAAAACAGGACAGGCUGAGCAGCGCCUCUCCAAGGAUGAAGAGGGUCUGUUCCUGACGCCUUCACCCAACCCAAAACCAGCUCUUUUGGUCAAAGAGACUGCUUCAGAGUCUGAGGAUGAGUUUUUUGAUGCACAGGAGAGAUUUACUCCCCCAGUUCCUGAUCUAUCAGAUGCCGAACUGGCAGACCGGCGUAAUGCUAAUCGGUUGAGUGGAACCUGGAAUGGUGUUCCAACUGCCCCAGGAAAAGAGCCAUCCUCCCCCCUUGCCAAUAAAGCCCAAUCCUCUAAAAUAAAGAAGGAAGUGGAGAUGCUUAAAGGGCCCACAAAUCAACUUUCCAACCAACAGCCCAGUCCACCAAAGCUAUCACAGAAACCUGAAGUUAAAGUCAAACCACCACUGGCCCCUAAGCCCCAGCUGCCUCCCAAGCCUCAGAUUAUUCCUCCCAAGUCCCCCCAGCAUGGGAGAUCAUAUGCCCACUGCAAUGGGGAUGCCUCUGGCCGCCUGUCUUCUGAACUCUUGGAAAUGGAACCAGACACCAUGGAGUUCAAGUCUGUAACUUCUGGGGCAGGUGGACUGCCUCUCUCAUCACCUUUGAUCACAGCAGUUAGGUACAGCAAGCAACCCCUACCAAAUACAACACCACAGACUGAGGAAAAGACAAAGAGGCAAGAAAACAGCCCAAGACAGAAUAAAGAUCUGACGGAGGAGAAUGGAGCACACGUGGUUGCCAAAGACAAAGCAAACAUUCCUGAUGAAAAGGAGACUCCUAAAGUUGAGGGGACAAGCAAUGGAACAGCCCUACCUGCAAAGAAGUCACUACACCUACCCCCUAAUCCUCCUUCUAAUUCAGGUACAAAGCUAUCUGUUCCCCCUCCAGUGCCCCCCAAACCUACUUCUCCCUCCAGUCUUCACCCCUUGUCACUACCUGCUAGCUCCCCUGUCUCCCCUGCUGAUCCAGAUAAAGGGAUCUUCAAGGAUAGCGCGAGUCCACCAAAUGGAAUCCAUCCCUGGAGCAGCCGCAAUGGCAGCAUCCAGUCAGGACCUCGGAGGGUCUCUCUGAGCCAUGAGAGCCUGUCACCCAAAAAUACUGACGCACCUCUCACCCUUACCACCUCCCUCACCUCAACCAACUCUAAAGGUGUUGGGGGCCUAGAAAGCAGAGAACCCGGAAGAUCUGGAUCAGGAUCAGACCUGAGAACCAGCUCCUCCAGCCUGGGUGGCAGGCUACCAGCCUCUGCCCUGAGAGGGAGGAUCCAGGCUCUGCCUUGGUACAUGACUCGUUCCCAGGAGAUUUUGGGGACUCUGGACUAUCCCUCCACUAACUCCAUCAACGGAGACACGUCUGGCUUUGGCUCUGGUUUGUCUGUAGCCAGUGGUUUGUCGGACUUAAACAAAACACCUGUCAAGGAAAAGGAGACUGAGACUUCAAAAUCAGUUGGGAAAGGGAACAUUUUAGAGGAUGGAGCUGAGGUUGUCAUAGCCACCAUAAAAGAGGCCCAGGAUGUGACGUCAUACAUGAAAAAGGCCAGUGGAACAAACGGCUCACACCCUAAUCUGACUUUUAAAGAGAAUAGUGCACACAGUGGCAGUGUUUCAUCAGAGCAGCCUCAAUCACGGCCCCACUCAGCAGUGGGGCUGGGAGGCGUGUCCAGUAUGCAGAUUGGUGGUGACUCACCGACUUCCUCACUUGCAGACAGUACUCCACCACAGCAGCACCGGGAGGCUUGUGGCUGCCGCACCGUUUACGCCAACUGUUUCAGUGGAGACACAGAGGAUGGUGUUAGUUUUGAUGAGGAGCUUACCGUUUACGAGUUCUCCCGCCGCACACGGCCCAAACCUGCCCGUCAGGCACCUGUCCCUUCUCCUACCACACCCUCUCCAAACCCCAAUAUUUUGUCUCUGCUGAGAGACAACCCCCGCCCACUCUCUACUUUUUCCACUGCCUCCUCUGAACUCAGUCCACUAGUUUCAUGUCCGGUUUCCCCGACAACCUCUUUUGGUGGUCCUCUUCGCUCUCUUACCAACAAGAAUUAUGGUGGGCUGAAGGGAGGUUUUGCCUCCCUUCGUCAAGAUAUAGACCAGCUUCUGCUGGUCUUAGAGAAAGGAGCACUUGAGCAACAACAUCAAACAUUAUGUCAAGGCUCAAAGCAGGAUAUCAAAGGCAUAAAAGUAGGGCCUGACCUAAAUCACAAUGGAAAUGAAGACAGCACUACCCCAGCAGUAGGCCCAAACUGUACUGGGACAAGCCCUGCCGCCAUGACAGAGGCUGAAAGAAGUCUUCUCCAGGCAGAGGCUCGCCGAUUGGCAUCUGGGUGUCAGCGGGCCACACGUGUAGGCUGGGCUCCUGAUGAGGCCCUGCGUUCUUUAUCCAACAGCUUCAGUGCUCUGGUUCAAUUGUCUGCAGCCUGCCUGCGAACAAACCCCUGCACUGGCUGUGACAUCUGCCAUAAUGCGAGUCUGGAUGAUGACAGCCAGGAGGCCAUGGACAAGCUAAAGGAGAUAGUGGGUCUGUAUCGGGAGUUUGUUGGGGCUGUUGAGACAGCUGGAACUGGUGCUGGGGUUGGGGGUAAGAGUGUGGGCCUCACUGGGUCUGGACAGGGUCAGGGGGAGAGUGACGGGGUGAGGCUACUGGCCAAGCGCUGCACUGUGCUCAUCUCCUCUGUUUUCGCACUCACACAGCUCUUCCGGACACGCACACUAGACACCUCGGACACGCCUGGUCACGUACCUCUCAACUUUUGACCUGUGAACUUUUACCGACUAAUAACACACUGACUCUGGAGGCGAGACAAGAUGAAACAGCACAGAGUGAACUGGUGUGUAACCCCUGUGUUCUUGUACAGUAAGUGCCAUGCACACCACAGCACACAGACAUAAAUCCACAUUACACAUACCCACAUGGAAACCCUGAACGAAGAGAGGAAACUUAAUUGCUUGGUCUCUUCUUGGACGCAUAUGGACUAUGCAUUUGUACAUAUGAAUUUUAUAAUUAUCUUAUAAUUAUCUUAUUUUAUGAUACAAUAUGUGUAUGUAUGUAAGGAUGAAUUACCCAUGUAUGUAUUUAUGUAUUUAUUUUUACAAUAUUUGCACCAUGAUCUGUGCCAUGCAGGUCUCUGGUGAAAAAAAAAAAACUAACUAUGGAUGUCACUGGAAUUUUUAUUUUCCCUUCUUAUUGAGACAGUAUUAUGUUAUCUUUUGCUGCUUUGAAGAUAUCUCCACUCCACAAGGUGUAAUCUGUAAAUUGUCAUUUUUCAAGUUUAUUACUACAGUUUGUUUUACUGACAAAAUGCAGAAAAUAUGCUUUAUCACAAUUGCAAAAUACAGUAACUGAUUUGUUUUGUAUGUGCAGAUAUUGCACCUUUUUAAGGAUUUAGUUUUUCAACAUUACAGUCAGAUAUAAAUUGGAUACAAAACUAUACCAUUACAAAGCAGGGAGAGCACUUUUGACUGUUACAGAUUGCACCUUUUUAUGAGACACAUACCCUUGUGUAAAGUGUUUUUUCUACCCCUUCCCCGGUCCUGACUGACUCUGAGUGAAUGCUUCUUGGAAAUACUCCCAUUACCCAAACGUAUGCAGUAUUAUAACAUUAAUCUAAUUUUCAUCCAAAGGACACUACAUAUAUAUUUUCUGGGAAUGUGUGGAUGGGGCCAAGGGAGCAGAACAGGGGACCUUAUUUAUGUAGUUAAAAAAAAAAAAAAAAAAAAAAAAAAAGUAAACAAGUUGUUGAGUUGGCACAAGGGUGACUGUUAAACUCUGUCCAGAUGUAGCAAAGAUCCAAAGUCUUAAAACACUGAGCCACAACUGUUCCCCUCUACGGUUUCUUCUUUGGGCACACCACCUUAUUAACAGAAUAGUGGCAGAUGGACUGACUGCUGUAUGCUGGGGUCAGAACUGUAGAUAUACAUUUAUAUCUCUGUGUCCUAUUCUGUCUCUACCUUAGUUUAUGGCUAUGCAAACUUAAACCCCUCACCCCCCACACAUACUGUAUUUUUUGUGCUAACAUUAAAAACAACAAUAGCUGAAUUACAGUAUGUUUGUUUAAAGAUAAUGGGUGCUUUCUUUGUUUGGAAUGUUGGCUUUUGUCUUGUUUUGGGAAAACUUGCCGCAUUAUGGAUUGCAACAUUCUGCAAAAGUUGCAUGAAAUUAUCAUUGGUCAAUAUUAAGACUCCUGUCUAUACUGAUGUCUGUGAAUUGUCAGUAAAAGGAUUACAUUGCUCGAUCAGUUUGCUGAUGUACAGUGUUCACUAAUCAGCUCGUCCAUUUCACAUGAUGCCAGCUCAUUUGACGAGCCGUCCGUUCUGAAGGAUUUACUCAAGCCACCUACGACAACAGGAAGGUAAUUAAGGCAAAUCAGUCAGCAGUUGCUUAUACAAAUAUGAUAAGGGGAUUAGACGAAAUAAAGACUGCUUAAGUGUUCAUAGGCAGCUGGUGAAGAGAUAGGUAGUAUAUUUAAUCUUCUAAAUAGAUGACAGAGGGAAAUUUUGUCAAGGUGGCUAUGAUUUAAAAAAAAGAAAGAAAGAAAGAAAACAAGAAGGCAAGUCUCAGAGCUUCCAGUUGCCAUGGAGGUAAUGUCCAGUUGCAGUGUCCAUCAUAGUACUAACAUCAAGACAUACUGUAUGUCUCAGGAGCAUCUCUAGUUGUUCGACAAACAGGCCAAAACAGUGAAGAGUGCCUGUGUCACCAAUUUGUUUUGUUUCUGUACGGUAAAAUGGUAUCAACAGCGUUUCAUAUUCAAAGAGGACAUUGUGUUUCUACAUGAGCAGUCACUUUUCCGUACCCACGUACAAUGAAGUCGAUGUAUCAAGAAAUGUAUUGUUUGGGAAUAAAUUACACACUGACCUUAAUAAUGCUGGGGAUCCAAGUAUUUGGGUUUUGUCUUGUAUUGUGCCACAUUAAUUUCAUGUACAAACAUCCAGUUCGUGUAAGCUGUCUCCCUAAAUAUUAAGUCCACCAAUCAGAUCAGAGGACAUUAAAUUUACCACCUUGGUCAAACUUUAAACCUAGAGUAAAAUAUUAUAACAACAGAAUGGAGACCUGACGAUAAAUCUGAGCAGUUUUAAUGGCCUUGCUGUUUGUACCAUCUCCUCACCACUAAUUAGUUAAUAAGCAUUACUGUGGGAUUUCUUUCCCAGCAGAGUUGCUGCACUGCCACGAAGGCAGUGUUUAUGCAUGUGUCACUGUGACCUGCUUUCUCUUUUCUCUUUCUCUCAUUUGCUACGGCGAAUGCCUCUAAAUUAUUUACAGAGCCGAGC